GGCAAUGUGUACGUACAUUUAGCGACGCCUACCCUUGGAUGGGUUGAGGCCACGAUUCUGUACUUGGAUGUGCGAAGCCACCGGAGAGAUUUGGCUUCAGCUGAACCUGACUAACAAGUCUGCCGUCUACUUCAUCCAGGCAGGACGUUCGAAUACGACGAAGUGAGCGGUCGCGGCUCUGUGGACCUGUAACGACGUGUGGUUGAGCGGACGGGAAGGCUAGAUUGGAGGCUUUGAAAUUCGGGCCACUUCAUUAAACGGAUUCAAGUUCAGGCAGAGCAUUGGAUUGUCAGAACAAAGAUACAUAGCAGGAGGACCAUACCUGCUGUCCACAAAUCCCCAUCGGCGACUAAGCGAUCGACCACUCGUCAAGGCGAGAGACUCAACACACAAUGGCCACACCAGCCCGAUACCGACAAACAGCGUCCUCGCGACCGUCCCAACCCUCACCGACCGAGAAGCAACAACAUGCGACCGACAAACCCAAACCAGCACCAUCACCAUCGACCGGCUUCUCCCUCUUCGAGAUCCUGCGCAUACUCUGCGCUCUGCUCCUCAUCAGCUGCGGCAUGAGCCGCCUCUGCACCUCCGGGGAGAGCAUGACAUGGGGCUUCAAUCCGUGGUGGACGCGCGCGCGAGAGUGGAAAGCGUUAUGGAACGGCCACAUCCGCCUCACCGACGCGGACCUCGCCCACCACGACGGCACCGACCCCUCCAAACCCAUCUACCUCGCCCUCAACGGCACCAUCUACGACGUCAGCGCCAACCCCAAGACGUACGGCCCCGGGGGCUCCUACCACUUCUUCGCGGGCCGCGACGCCGCGCGCGCCUUCCUCACGGGCUGCUUCCAGGAAGACCGCACGCCGGACCUCCGGGGUGUCGAGGAGAUGUAUAUCCCUGUCGAUCCGCCCAUGCCGACGGAGGAUCCCGGUGCGGGGAAGAUGUGGAGGAAGAAGGAGAUGAGUAGGGCGGAGAUGAAGAUGAGGCAUGCGAGGGAGUUGAGGGAGGCGAGGAAGCGGGUUAGGGAGGGGUUGGAGCAUUGGCAUGUUUUGUUUCGCGGGGAGAAGGGGAAGCCGUAUUUUAAAGUCGGCGAGGUGGAGAGGGAGGAGGGGUGGUUGGAGAAGUUGCCGAGAAGGGAGUUGUGCGAGGAGGCGAGGAAGGGGAGGCCCGUGAGGAAGGUCGAGGAGGUGUGGGAGGUGGUGGGCAAGGAGUGA
Westerdykella ornata is the source of this 1214-nucleotide messenger RNA. RefSeq names its product cytochrome b5. NCBI's taxonomy places the organism in Eukaryota, Fungi, Ascomycota, Dothideomycetes, Pleosporales, Sporormiaceae. Gene Ontology annotation, cellular component: endomembrane system; membrane. The coding region runs from base 393 to 1214 and encodes 273 amino acids. The record is from RefSeq and is a predicted model, not a curated record. The transcript is spliced from 2 exons.